Messenger RNA from Aegilops tauschii subsp. strangulata, 647 nucleotides. Lineage: Eukaryota; Viridiplantae; Streptophyta; Magnoliopsida; Poales; Poaceae. The record is from RefSeq and is a predicted model, not a curated record.
GUUAGUUCCAUCGCUUGGCCAUAGAGCACUUCGCCCCACAGCGCAUACCCUUCUCCAUCUCUCGCCACUCUCUCUCCCUCUCUGCAAGCGUGCACGGACGCCAUGGACAAUCCUCCCGCGGCGGCGGCCAACAACGUGGCCAAUCCUCCGGCGGCGGCAGCAGCCAACGACGUUGCCAAUCCUCCGGCGGCGGCAGCAGCCAACAACGUGGCCAAUCCUCCGGCGGCAGCACCUGCGGCUGCUCCAGCAGCGAACGACCCCGCUGCAGCGCGCGCCGCGCGGCACACCGCCUGGAAGAAGGACAAGAAGCUUGCAAUCAUAUCUCUGGUCGUUCUGGCGAUCGUCCUGGUUCUGGUUGCGGUGCUGUGCCUCCAACCCUGGAAAAAGUAGAGAAUCUAUGCAUCAAGAUGCGUGGCGUGCUCUGAGUGCUUCUGUGGGAUCGAGGGACCUGAUCGUGUGCGUGGUUAAGGAGUACUACUACGUACGUCCAACCUAUAUAUGCAGUUUGUUCUUCGUACCAUCUAUGUAGUUCAUUGUGGACCAAGUAAAAUUUCAGAUUGGUGUGCCGACGGUGAACAUGCAACAGCUGCUUAAUUAGAGCUCACUCAAGUCAGUACUGUGCUCUGAUAAUAUAUAUUUUUUCUUCA